GUUUCCGCCAGGGGCUGCGGGCACACUGGCCAGGCCUCCCCCUGCCCUGGGCCGGGAGCCAGGUCACACCAGGAUGCCGACGUGGAAAACUGGCCACGUGCACAUCUGGCACUGGGCGCUCACGGGAUCACACCCAGGGAGGGAUAAGCCAUGUAUGUCUCCUGAUAAAGGAGGCGGUUACAGGAUUUUUUUUUUCUUUUUAAAUAUUAGGCCCAAGGUUACUGGGGAAAAUGACCAAGCCAGCCGGAGACAUGGAGAAGACCCUACCUCCAAGGCAGCGGGGACGCCUCUGCCAGCCCCAGCCCCUUGUCUCCUGUGUCUCCUCGUGUCUGUCCCGGGAAGGGGCUGCUCCCCCUGGACACGGGGCCGGGACCCCUCGAUCCCUCUCGUUCCCUCUGUGAGCCAUCGUGCCCGUCCCUUCCUCCGCCCCUCCUUCCCAGCCUGCUCCCCACGGUCCCCACUGCGUCCGCUCUGUCGCCCUGGUGCCCAGCGGUGCGCCCAUCUGCGAACUGUCUCCAGGCCCACUGCACCCGCUGAACCCAGCGGACGGCCGCCUCCGACUGCGGCCACGGUCGGUGCGGGAUCUGCACGGAUCCCGGCCCUCACCGUUCACACAGAAAACAGACACCGACAGGCGGGAACCUCCACAGACGUCCCUCGUGGGGAUCGCUGCCUCCGACUCUCGCGGAGAAACUGGUCCCAGACCAUCCCUCCCGGCACAGACAUGGAACAGAAGCCAAGAGAAUUGGCCACCUGCAAACCUGUUGUCCGGGGGCGUUUCAAGGUCGUGUUUCUGGCUGAGGUUGCGGUGACCUCUAACGCAGGGUGUGAGUGCCCCCUCCUCAGCUGGCAGGAUCCACUCAGCGUGGCACCUGCUUGGCACCUGUGUGUCAUUAAAAACUUUUUUUAAUGUUUUAUUUAUUUUUGAGACAGAGAGAGACAGAGAGUGAGCAGGUGUCCCAAGGAGAGGUAAGAGGAGAGGUGGAAUGAAGAAGUUUAAAUGCUUUUCAAAGUGUCACAAGCCCCCUAAAACCUGAGUAAGAUAAAAUCUCACAUUUUUAAGUUUACUUAUUUAUUUUGAGAGAGAGAGAGAGUGAGCGAGGGACAGAGAGACAGAAUCCCAAGAGGGCUCCGCGCUGUCAGCACAGAGCCCGACGCGGGGCUUGAACCCACCAAGUGUGAGAUCAUGACCGGAGCCGAGAUCAAGAGUGGGACGCUUAACUCACUGAGCCACCCAGGCACCCCAAUAAUAUAUCAUUUUUACGCUAUCAUCAGGGGAAAAUGUAUGGUUACUUCCAGCAUUUACAGACCCAAUCUCCUCAAAUCCAGAAGAGUAGGGAUCCUCCAGCCCCCUCCUCAGCAUGCAGGCAUCUACAGUUUGGUUGUGCUGGUCAAUAAAUUGGCUGAAAAAGGGCGUCUGGGGGGGAGUCAGCUGGUUAAGUGUCUGAUCUUGGGGUCUGUGGGUUCAAGCCCCACAUCGGGCUCUGUGCUGACGGCUCAGAGCCUGGAGCCUGCUUUGGAUUCUGUGUCUCCCUCUCUCUGCCUCUCCUCUGUUGUCCUCUCUCUCUCUCUCUCUUUCUCUCUCUCAAAAAUAAAUAAAAUAUUUUAAAACUUGCUAAAUAAUAGAAUCUUUAAAGCCCAAAACUAAAAUCAUCCAUAUAAUCAAAAACGUGGCUAAAACUGGGAGAAGAAAUAAGCAAAUGAACCAAUGCUGAUAGGAAUUCUGAUAGAGUCUGGGAGGGAAUGACAUUGGAGAUUCUUGAUAACUUAUAUUUGAGAGAUAUAAUUAGACAGACAUGAAUUUUAACACCAUUUUCAAUGUGCUGUGUGAUAAAAUUCCUCCUUGAACUUCUUUGAAAGACUCCUGUUAAGAUUGAAAUUACUUGAAGGGGCACUUGGGUGGCUCAGUCAGUUAACAGUCCGACUCUUGAUCUCAGCUCGGGUCAUGAUCUCACAGUUCGUGGGUUUGAGCCCAGAGUAGGGUGC
Felis catus (domestic cat) is the source of this 1986-nucleotide messenger RNA. RefSeq lists its product as uncharacterized. The record is from RefSeq and is a predicted model, not a curated record. Lineage: Eukaryota; Metazoa; Chordata; Mammalia; Carnivora; Felidae. The transcript has 4 exons. The coding region runs from base 74 to 910 and encodes 278 amino acids.